AUGAAAGGCCAAACCAGAGAAUUUUUUCGCUUUGCUUCAUCAUCGCAAGUAGAAGCCUCCAACGCGCUUCAACAGCGCCUCCAAUUCGUUCUACAAAACCGUCCAGAGUGGUGGGUCUACGCCAUCUACUGGCGAGCUUCCAAAGACGGCAAUUCCUCCCUCGCAUUGGAAUGGGGCGACGGCUACUUUCGCGGCGAGAAUGGCAAAGAGGAUAAGGAAACAAUCACGUUGGAGGACACGGAAAUGAACGACGUGGAAUGGUUCUACACAGUGUCGCAAACACGCUCGUUCGGCGCUAGUGAAGGUGUGGUUGGAUGUGCCUUCAGCUCAGGGGUUGAUGUGUGGUUGAGCGGAGUGAACGAGUUUCGAUUAAACGAGUGCGACAACAGAGUUAGAGAGGCUCUUAGCAACGGGAUCCAAACUCUGGUGUGCGUUUCUACACCAAACGGCGUCGUUGAGCUGGGUUCGUGUUACGAGUUCACCCUCGAUUUCGGGUUCUUGCAGAUGGUUAAAUCAGUGUUUGAAAUGAGCAAAAGCAUUGGGGUUGGGAGCAAAGAGAAGGAUAAACAGAGAGGAGAUGAGGAAGCCCCUGCAACUGCAAAGGCAUCAACAGGGGUAGGGGUAGAGGGAUCUUCCCCUGACUCAUCAGGACCGUCUGAUGCUGACGUUGCAAUGAUGAUGAGAAGGGAAGGGAGAAAGGCACGUGAUCAACUGCCUCUGAAUCACGUGGAGGCCGAGAGGCAGCGACGAGAGAAGCUGAAUCAGAGAUUCUACGCUCUUCGUUCUGCCGUCCCCAACGUGUCCAAGAUGGACAAAGCUUCUUUGCUCUCCGACGCCGUUUCCUACAUCAACGAACUCAAAGCCAAAAUUAACCAUUUGGAGGCCACGUUAGAGGGAAGAUCCAAUCACGAAGUUGCAGAGCCUGUGCAAACCAUGCAGGCCUCGGUUUCUGCUUCACCCACUGCUCCUAUGAGGGUUGAUGUCAAGAUAUUGGGAUCAGAGGCCAUGGUAAGGGUGCAGAGCCUUAACGUUAACCACCCCAGUGCUAGGUUAAUGGACGCUCUCAGGGACCUGCAUUUGCAAAUCCUCCAUGCGACUAUGUCCAACAUCAAGGAGAUGAUGCUUCAGGACGUCGUCGUUAGGGUUCCUCAUCACCUCAUGACUGAAGAGGCGCUAAAAACUGCCAUUCUCCAAAGACUUUGA
Messenger RNA from Abrus precatorius (Indian licorice), 1203 nucleotides. Its product is annotated as transcription factor MYC3-like. The transcript has a single exon. Gene Ontology annotation, cellular component: nucleus. Gene Ontology annotation, molecular function: protein dimerization activity; transcription cis-regulatory region binding; DNA-binding transcription factor activity. NCBI's taxonomy places the organism in Eukaryota, Viridiplantae, Streptophyta, Magnoliopsida, Fabales, Fabaceae. Gene Ontology annotation, biological process: regulation of DNA-templated transcription. The record is from RefSeq and is a predicted model, not a curated record. Bases 1 to 1203 code for a protein of 400 amino acids.